AUGCCACCAACCCUCUACCUCGUCCGUCACGCCGAAGGCUUCCACAACGCUGCCUGGCACGGCGAAGGUAUCCACGACCCUCUUCUCACCGANAAAGGUGAAGCCCAAUGCGCCGAACUGUGCAAGAACUUUCCCCACCACGAGAAAAUCGACAUGCUCAUGGCCUCUCCCAUGAAACGCACAAUCCAAACCUGCAAAUUCAGCUUCAAGCCCGCAGUCGACAAAGGCCUUCAAAUCCUCCUUAUGCCCUUAGCUCAAGAAAGCAGCAACGAACCCAUGGACACCGGCUCCUCCGUCUCCGAAAUAAAAUCCCUGUUCGGCGAUUUGGUAGACGAACACCGUAUCGCCUCUGUCUACCCACACUGGACAUCCAACUGCGGACGCUUCGACACCGACCCUGAAACCAUGAUCGACAGAGCCAAAAUGCUGAGAUUGUAUAUCCGUGACAGAGAAGAAAAGAAUAUUGUGCUUGUUAGCCAUGGCACUUUUGCGCAUGCGCUCACGGGUAAUUUUACGGAGGAGGGAGAGCAAACUACGCGCAUGUGGGAGAAUGCGGAGUGUAGGACUUAUACGUUUAGUGAUGGGCCUGGGGCGGAGAUUAUUGAGACGGAGGAGAGUAAGAAGAGGAGACCGAGUUUGGAGGUUUCUUCUGGUGAGGAAGGGGAGGAGUGA
Aureobasidium musti is the source of this 672-nucleotide messenger RNA. The record is from the annotation of a GenBank genome assembly. NCBI's taxonomy places the organism in Eukaryota, Fungi, Ascomycota, Dothideomycetes, Dothideales, Saccotheciaceae.